AUGAAUGCUAACGACUUCGCACUAGACUGGACUGCCGGGGGACUGCGCGUAGCAGAUGAGCCCUUUAUUUACUAUCAACCCAGCUGUCUGCUCGGCGCCUCUCCUCGAAGCCUCGGCUGCUUCAGUGAGAUGCGUCGGGGUCGCGCGGCUUCGGUCCAGGGCAGGAGGGACGGCAGAAUCCACUCUUCUGACUCAUCUGAUGGCCUUCUCUCGCCCCGGGAUGUUGUGCUUUUCCAGGACUUGCAACCUUCCCGGCGGUAA
This is a messenger RNA of Dibothriocephalus latus, 261 nucleotides long. The record is from the annotation of a GenBank genome assembly. NCBI's taxonomy places the organism in Eukaryota, Metazoa, Platyhelminthes, Cestoda, Diphyllobothriidea, Diphyllobothriidae.